ACGAACACUUUGCAACUCUUGUCAGCUUCUUUAUCUCCCAAUAAUCUUGAACACUCUGUACAAUUCGAUCUCUCUCUUUCAUGAAAAGUGUCUUACAAUCUUGAACAUGGAAGAACGGCAGAUCAAGGAAACGAUGGCACGACUUGUAGGCUGGCUCUUUCUCCCGUCCUUUUUUACCAACCUACUGCAGCAUCUUUGGUACCGACAGAAAUACCAUUCCAACCCAGGAGCAAUCCCAUCUAAAGGCACCACCGCCUUCAGGAAGCACAAUAGCUGGAUUUUCUGUGGAGUAGCCUUGGCAUAUCUCGCUUUUGUCGUCAUUGAAGUUGAUCGGUCGUUCGUGUCAACCCAUUAUGACACAUUGGACAUCGAGUUCCGUGGAUUCACUCAGAGGCAGUUGAAAUCAAAUUUUCGAAAGGCCUCAUUGCAGUACCAUCCGGACAAGGUCGGAGAGGCAGGCGCAGAGAUGUUUGUCAGGAUCCGUGGCGCAUACGAGGUCCUGUCAGACCCUACUCUACGAGAAGCCUAUAACCGAUUCGGCUCCUCAUCCACAAAAUGCACUACCUGCGUCACGUACAAAGACCAUCUCCACACGGGGCUCAGUAUCAUGAACGCCUAUUAUUCUGCCGCAUUUUUUGCCCUCGCCGUGAUCAGUCCCUUCAGCAGAGCCAAGUACGGUCGGUACUGGAGAUUCGUGACCCUCGGAGCGAUGUACGCAUGGGAAUUAACUAUGAUUCUUAGUUCAAGGCCAAUCAACGUUAUGGGUUGGGUGAUGCCACAUAGAGUGACAUUUGAGCAAAUUGCAGUACUGCACCAAGUUUGGUUAGUAGGUGCGAUGGGUGCUGCGGUAGUAGGGCCCGUCCUGUGGCCGCCGUCAAGCGGAGGUAUUGGCGAGCAGUUGAAACGGCUAGAAGAGCUCACCAUGAUAGCAGAUAACGACACGCGCUUGAUGUUCAAGUUUGUUAUGAAUGCCUAUUGCGCGACAAGGAAGGAUGAAUAGGGCAGCUUAAGCAACAGCUCGGCUCGAUGGCUCUUGAGUCAACAUCAGGGGGGGG
Molecule: messenger RNA, 1055 nt
Organism: Gamsiella multidivaricata
Lineage: Eukaryota; Fungi; Mortierellomycota; Mortierellomycetes; Mortierellales; Mortierellaceae
Exons: 3
Coding region: 107-1000 (297 amino acids)
Cellular component (GO): endoplasmic reticulum
Molecular function (GO): misfolded protein binding; protein-folding chaperone binding
Source: RefSeq, a predicted model, not a curated record